This is a messenger RNA of Phyllostomus hastatus (greater spear-nosed bat), 3126 nucleotides long. RefSeq names its product tight junction associated protein 1 (gene TJAP1). The transcript has 14 exons. The coding region runs from base 708 to 2408 and encodes 566 amino acids. NCBI's taxonomy places the organism in Eukaryota, Metazoa, Chordata, Mammalia, Chiroptera, Phyllostomidae. The record is from RefSeq and is a predicted model, not a curated record. Gene Ontology annotation, biological process: Golgi organization. Gene Ontology annotation, cellular component: trans-Golgi network.
GGGGAUUCCCGUGCGGUGGCCACUACCCGGCCUGCCCCGCGACAAGAUGGCGUUUUGAAGGCACCGGGCAGCGGAAGAAAUUCUUAUAGAAGCAUCUGCCCCAAUUUAAGCUGAAGACCCUGGGGCCCCAGGGACUGGAAGAAUCACAGUGCCUGCCUGGACAAAGAGGUAGCAACUUGCCCAAGCCCAAGCCCAACCCCAGAGCAGUGUGCUCCAAGCUCACAUCCGGGUCCUACUACAACCUCAUGAUGCCUGGACAGUCAGAAGGCUGAAACAAAUAGCUAAACGUGAUGUGGCACAUCUUCACUGAGCGCAUCUCGGCGGGAGUGAUAAGCUACGUUGUGUGUUAAGCAGAUUGGGUGAGCCACCUGGACUGGAUUGUGCUCCGGAGUUGGGAGUUGGGCUGCUCACAGAGCCAGCUGUCUGUUUAUAUGGAGUGCCUGGAGGGUGUCUGCCAUGAGUCUGUCACUAACCAUGCUAACCAGGAGAGCUGGCUGGUUGGGGAGAAGACACUAACCCUGGUUGGAGAGGAGAAAGGGGUUCUGGAAAUAACAGGAAGGCCAGUUGCUUGGAGCUCCCCAGUGUUCUGCACAGUUUCAGAAGCUGUUGGCUAGAGGAGGAAGUGGAGGGGCCGUGGGAUGUGGAGAGCCGAGGGCUAACUCCCGGACAGCGGAACAGAGCGAGUUGCCGACAGACAGACGCAGGUCAUGGAGCCCUCACCUCCCAGAAUGACCAGUGCAGCCCCUGCUAAGAAACCCUACCGUAAGGCACCACCCGAACAUCGGGAGCUACGCCUGGAAGUUCCUGGAUCCCAGCUGGAGCAGGAGGAGUCCCUGACUGACAGAGAGAGGAUGAAGCUCUUGCAGCAGGAGAAUGAGGAGCUUCGCAGGCGCCUGGCUUUGGCCACCAGGCGCACUGAGGCCCUGGAGCGCGAGCUGGAAAUCGGGCAGGACUGCCUGGAGCUGGAGCUGGGCCAGAGCCGUGAGGAGCUGGACAAAUUUAAGGACAAGUUCCGUAGGUUGCAGAACAGCUACACCGCUUCCCAGAGGACUAAUCAGGAGCUGGAGGACAAGCUGCACACGCUGGCCUCUCUUAGCCACAGCUGGAUUUUCGCAAUCAAGAAGGCUGAGAUGGACAGGAAGACACUGGACUGGGAGAUUGUAGAGCUGACCAACAAGCUGCUGGAUGCCAAGAACACCAUCAACAAGCUGGAGGAGCUCAAUGAACGGUACCGGUUGGACUGCAACCUGGCUGUGCAGCUCCUCAAGUGCAACAAAUCCCACUUCCGUAACCACAAGUUUGCUGAUCUGCCCUGCGAGCUACAGGACAUGGUUCGGAAACAUCUGCACAGUGAGCAAGAGGCCGCCAGCCCAGGCCCUGCCCCCGGCCUGGCAUCAGGGGCUGUGGUACCCACCUCGGUCAUUGCCCGGGUGUUGGAGAAGCCAGAGUCUUUACUGCUCAAUUCGGCCCAGUCAGGCAAUGCCGGGCACCCCUUGGCUGAGGAUGUCUUUGUGCACGUAGACAUGAGUGGGGGUGCCCCAGGUGACCCAGCCAGCCUCCCUGCCCCUGGCAGUCCCAUCCCCCAACCCAAUGGGGAGUGCCACUCUCUGAGUGCUGCCGGGGGCUCCCCAGAGGAUGACCUGCCUCUGCCAGCCUGGGAGAAGCUGAGCCCCUACCCCACCCCGUCUCCACCACACCCUCUGUAUCCCGGCCGAAAGGUCAUCGAGUUCUCUGAGGAUAAAGUGCGAAUCCCCCGCAACAGCCCCCUGCCCAACUGCACUUAUGCCACCCGCCAGGCCAUUUCCCUGAGCCUGGUGGAGGAGGGGAGUGAGCGAGUCCGACCCAGCCCAGUGUCCAGCAGCCCUGCCUCUGCCCAGGCCUCCCCGCAUCACCGGCCCAGCCCAGCCCCCCUGACACUCAGUGCUCCUGUCAGCUCUGCCAGCUCUGAAGAGGACCUGCUGGCCAGUUGGCAGCGAGCAUUUGUGGACCGCAUUCCGCCACCGGCCACUGCGGCCCAGCGCACAGCCUUUGGACACGAUGCGCUGCCGGAGCUGCAGCACCAUUUUGCUCUUAACUCCACGGACAGAGACGAGGAGGUUCAGGCACCUUCCUCCUCGUCCUGUGAGAGUGGGCUUCUGCUGCCAACAGAACCUGACUCUGGCCUGCCCAGGGAGGAAGAAGAGGAAGAGCUGAACCUGCCUGUCAGCCCCGAGGAAGAACAACAGAGCCUGCUGCCCAGUGAUAGCAGCACAGAGAAAGGGCCUGGUACUUCCCACACCGAGGGCAGGAGCUGGGCACUCCCCGGCUCCAGUCGCCCCCAGCGCAGCCCCAAGAGGAUGGGGGUACACCACCUACACCGCAAGGACAGCCUGACCCAGGCCCAGGAGCAGGGGAACCUGCUCAACUAGGGCUCCUGCCUGCCUUCCUGCCACUGCUGCACUGGGACUGCGGGGGGCCUGUACCCUUGCGGCGCGAGGUCCCCUACCCAGCCCAGGCCCUUGAACUUCCCUCCCUCUAGGCCUGCACAGCUCUGUUCCUGGUGCGGUUGGGUCAGGCGGUGGGUCACACCAGGCCUUCCAGCUGCAUUGACUGACUGCCGCCAGCUUGCCUCAUGGGUUUUCCCCCUUUCUUAAAAUAUUUAUUCUCCAAAGGUAACAUGCAGCUGGGCUCAAGACCUUUCUUCAAAUCAGUCCAGCCCCAGUUGGGCUUCUGGGGAGCUGAGGGUUCAUCACAUCGGUGUUUGUCCUCCAUCAUCCUUCCAUAGCCAUGGGGGGUUUUGGGGGGAGGGGAGGGGGUGUCUUUGGGAUUAGUAACCUCUAAUUUCUGUUUUCAAUUAACCUUUCUGUUUUCUGUUUCCCUCCCUCCCCAAACCCUCUGCACAAGCUGUUGCCUUCAGGGGGCCUGGCCCAGCGGGCCCUCCAGGGCGAGGGAGAGGGCUGACUCAGGGCUCUCUUCAGCUGUCUCUUCCUCUGGAAGCAAGUAUGGGGUGGGACUCGGGGCCUCAGGCUGGGCUCCAGGUGAGGCCUGGCCCCCCUCCCAACCUUGGCUCUAGACUGUUACUCCCAGCUUUGGGAAAUUUUCACAUUGAUGACUAUUUUAAAAUUAAAACUAUUUUACUGGUAUGGA